This is a messenger RNA of Suillus subaureus, 747 nucleotides long. RefSeq lists its product as uncharacterized. Lineage: Eukaryota; Fungi; Basidiomycota; Agaricomycetes; Boletales; Suillaceae. The coding region runs from base 1 to 747 and encodes 248 amino acids. The transcript has 7 exons. The record is from RefSeq and is a predicted model, not a curated record.
AUGGAGGACAAGGUCAACCUGGAGAAGAUGAAGAAGGAUAUGUAUCUUACAGUUCACUUGAAUGCCCUUGCAGUCAAAACUCGUAUUCGUGACCACCUUCAUCAAUGCAAGUUUGAGUUGGAGAGACUCAAGAGAUCAUACAGAGCAACAAUCAAUGCUGAGCACAAGCUUCAUGCCAAUACUCAACAGUCAAUCAAGUGGCAAGAGCCUGGCAUCCUCAAAUUAGUUUCAAUGUACAAUGCACCUCCUUAUGCUAUUAUGCCUCACAUCAUCCCACGUGAUGGCAUCUUUCUGCUUGAUGUUGGGCUUGAUGAUGACACUAUGGUUAAUUGGUGUGUGGAGGAGGAAGCUCAACUAAUGCAUGAGAGGGCUGUCAUUCAAGAAUGGAUGUUGGCAGAGUGGGGGGCAAUAAGAGGUGCCUCUAACAAUGCAGUCUGGAAGAAAAAGGUUCAGUGUAUUCCUUGCACAUGGCCAGUUGGUGAGAGCUGGGGACCCUCUGAUGGAGCAUUGCUUCAGGCUGCUUGUGAUCAAGCACAGUCAUCCUUUCGUGAUGAGGAUGAUGCCGAGAGUGUGGAAGGGGAGGAAGGUGAUUGUGAGGAAGACCUGGAAUAUGGUGAGAUUGGAGACAAGGAACUGAUGGAUGCUAUUGAAGACAUUGCACUAGUGGACGAGUACAGAUGUGUGAGAAUAUAUUAUACAGUAGCAACCAAUGGAGUACUUGAAGAAUUGGACAUGGUGUCUUCCUAA